Peromyscus leucopus (white-footed mouse) is the source of this 4549-nucleotide messenger RNA. RefSeq names its product TBC1 domain family member 24 (gene Tbc1d24). Bases 160 to 1848 code for a protein of 562 amino acids. The record is from RefSeq and is a predicted model, not a curated record. NCBI's taxonomy places the organism in Eukaryota, Metazoa, Chordata, Mammalia, Rodentia, Cricetidae. The transcript has 8 exons.
CCGGUUGCUGGGAAUUGAACCCAGGUCCUCUGGAAGAGAAGCUGUGUGGGAUGACUGACUGGCUGACGGAAAGCCCCCAAGGACGGGGCCGCAAGAUCUAGCUGCCAUUAGUUCCCUUCCUGGCAGCCUGGGAACUGCCUCUCAGGCACCUCGGGCGCCAUGGACUCCCCAGGGUACAACUGCUUUGUGGACAGGGACAAGAUGGACGCAUCCAUCCAGGACCUGGGGCCAAAGGAACUGAACUGCACGGAGCUGCCGGAGUUGAAGCAGCUGGCACGGCAGGGCUACUGGGCCCAGAGCCACGCCCUGCGGGGCAAAGUGUACCAGCGCCUGAUCCGGGACAUCCCCUGCCGCACCGUCACGCCUGACGCCAGCGUGUACAGCGAUAUCGUGGGCAAGAUUGUGGGCAAGCACAGCAGCAGCAGCUUGCCCUUGCCUGAGUUUGUGGACAACACUCAGGUGCCCACCUACUGCCUGAACACGCGGGGUGAGGGGGCUGUGCGCAAGAUUCUCCUGUGUAUCGCCAAUCAGUUCCCCGACAUCUCCUUCUGCCCCGCCCUGCCCGCCGUGGUGGCCCUGCUGCUGCACUACAGCAUCGACGAGGCCGAGUGUUUCGAAAAGGCCUGCCGCAUCCUAGCUUGCAAUGACCCCAGCAAGAAGCUCAUUGACCAGAGCUUCCUGGCCUUCGAGUCCUCCUGCAUGACAUUUGGGGACCUGGUGAACAAGUACUGCCAGGCGGCCCACAAACUGAUGGUGGCUGUGUCAGAGGACGUCCUGCAGGUCUACUCUGACUGGCAGCGAUGGCUGUUUGGGGAGCUGCCCCUCAAUUACUUUGCUCGUGUUUUUGAUGUCUUCCUUGUAGAAGGCUACAAGGUAUUGUACCGCGUCGCUCUGGCCAUCCUCAAGUUCUUCCACAAGGUGAGAGCAGGACAGCCCCUCGAGUCAGACAAUGUAAAGCAGGACAUCCGCAUAUUUGUCAAGGACAUUGCCAAGACAGUGUCCCCUGAGAAACUACUAGAGAAGGCUUUUGCCAUCCGCCUGUUUUCCCGAAAGGAGAUCCAGCUCUUGCAAAUGGCCAAUGAGAAAGCACUAAAGCAGAAGGGCAUUACUGUCAAACAGAAGAGUGUCUCACUUUCUAAAAGGCAGUUUGUGCACUUGGCUGUCCAUGCAGAAAACUUCCGCUCAGAGAUCGUCAGCGUGAAGGAGAUGAGAGACAUCUGGUCCUGGAUCCCCGAGCGUUUUGCCCUCUGCCAGCCCCUCCUACUCUUCUCCUCGCUGCAGCACGGGUACAGCCUAACCAGGUUCUAUUUCCAGUGUGAAGGACACGAGCCCACCCUCCUGCUCAUCAAGACCACACAAAAGGAGGUUUGUGGCGCUUACCUGUCAACAGACUGGAGCGAAAGAAAUAAGUUUGGAGGCAAACUGAGCUUCUUUGGAACCGGAGAGUGCUUUGUUUUUAGGCUGCAGCCAGAGGUGCAGCGUUACGAGUGGGUGGUCAUCAAGCAUCCAGAGCUGACUAGGCCGGCAUCCUUCAAGUCCCCAGAGGCUGCAGCCGCUCCUUCCCUCCUCAGCCACUCCGUCUCUUCAGACCCUGCUGAUCGGCUCUCACCUUUCCUGGCUGCCCGGCACUUCAACCUGCCCUCCAAGACUGAAUCCAUGUUCAUGGCUGGGGGCAAUGACUGCCUCAUCAUUGGGGGAGGAGGUGGCCAAGCACUCUACAUUGACGGGGAUCUGAACCGCGGCCGCACUGGACACUGCGACACCUUCAACAACCAGCCCCUCUGCUCUGAGAACUUCCUCAUCUCAGCUGUGGAGGCCUGGGGCUUCCAAGACCCUGACACCCAGUGAUGGGUCUGCGUUGAUGGUGACUGAGCCCUAUCAUGGAGUGAUGGGGCGGAGGCCAAGCUGCCUCUUGAGGGGGCAGGGAGUGAGUGAGACACCACCCCUAUGAAGCAGUCAGGCUUGGUGCGCAGUGGGGACGUCACUGUCACCAGCCAAGCCUGGCUGCUGCUUGGAUUGGCUGCCCCUCUGCCUUGGACCUGUUAGGCUAGGACCCCUGAACCCUCCUGCUUCUGAGCUCGAGGGGCUCUUAUGCUCCCAACGCUGUCCAGUGUCUGCCCUCACCCUGGGUCCUGGCUCUGCGUGGAGGUGUCCUGUGCCCAAGAUUGUCCAGGGCUCCGUUGCUCUGCCCCUGGGCCUCAGCCCUUUGUAGGGAAAGGGCAAAUGAAUCCUCUUGCCAAAUGUGGGUCUGUGGUGCCCCCUGCUGGUUCUUUGGCUCUGUAGCGCCUCAGGCCUCUGACCCUCUGAGGCUUCUCUGAGCUGCAUUUGCUGCUGCAGGAUAGGAUGGGGAGGGCAGUAUUGUGCAGGGCUCUGCAGCUUCUUGAAGGAUGAAGGCCGGAGAGCUGUCUUUUGUCUUUGUGUUUCUGCAGAGCCCGAAGCUCCUGCUGCACCUCACUGCAAGUCCACACCUGAAGGUGGCCUCUGGAGAGACUUCCUUUGACCAACCUGGCCAGUCAGCUCCCUUUCCAGGGUUCUCCUGAUUCUCCUCAGAGAUGGCGGGGCGCAGUGAGGCUGUUGCCCUCCUCUGUCCACCCCUGCCGCCUCCUUGAACUCCUGUAGUCAUGGUGACUCCUGUGUUUCCUUUCCUUGUCACCGUAGUGACUGAGGCCCAGGGUCACCCGAACCCUAGCAUGGCAUGCUUGUCUUAGUUCAGCCUUCUGCCUUCUCCUGGGGCCUGUGGUUCCCUGUUCACACAGCAUUUGAUAAACCAGUGUGACUUUCAGACCCCUGUGCUGUCCCGAUGGCUGGUCACAUGCCGUGUUUUCUGUGUGCUCCCCCUUCUCCCUUCCGGUCUCCGGAUGUCUGUGCUCCUUGAGCCCUGUACUGGCCUGGCACACAGUAGAUGCCGAGGGAAGUACCACCUCCGAGAGGACUGCAGCAAGCUCCAUUUCCCCAUGACCUCCCUCCUACCCUGUGACCUCCCUCAGCUGGUCCUGAGGGUCUAGGCACCACAGAGGAAGAAAGAAAAAGCAGUGGCCCAAAUGGCUGUGCUGGGGCCAUAGAAGUCUGGAUCAUAAGGACAGUUGCCUGGUUCCCCCAUGACUGUGUCUGGCAUGCCUCAGUCAGCAUGUGUCACACCAAUGCUCGUCUCUGUGAUGAUACUCUUGCUGUGGGAGGUUUAUCCUUCCCUGUUCCAUCUAUUCACAUCAGCUCCUAGCAAGACCACAGUGGCACAAGAGGCAGGGCAGGGAGGAGCCCUCUGAACCUUUGGGCCAUCUGGUAAACCUGAAUAGAACUGUGGACUCUGCACAGUGGACCAGUUCUCCCGCCAUGCUGGCUUCUGGGGCAGGUCGACUUGACUCUAGAGGGAAGCAUACUGGGGAGCUGUUGCCGCUCACCUCCUCGGAGUGUUGUAGCCCCUCCCACCCACUGCUCUGAGCCCAUGGUCCCUGCCUGUACUCCCUCCCAACUUUGGUGUUCACUUAACACCAUCUUGGUUUUUGUUAUUGUUGUUUCUGGCAAGAUCUUACUAGGUAACCUAUUUGGUCUGGAACUCCCUAUGUAGCCCAGGCUAACCUACAAACUCCCUAUGUAGCCUAGGUUGGCCUCAAAAUCAUGACCUGCCUCAGCCUCCUAAGUGCCAGGCUCAGAGGCAUUAAGCUCAGCACUUUCCUCUUGCAUUAACUCUGAGGCCCCCAGGACUUUCCCAGGCUGUGCCAUCAUGAUGCAUGAGUCCCAUGCAUUGCCACUGGGACUCAGACGCCUGUCAGAAGCAGAUUAAGUUAACUGGGCAGUGUGUGCAGGGCCCUGCAAGGUUCCUGACUGGGUAGUAGAUUUCUUGUUUUGUGUGGCCCCCACUGGCCUUCCUGGGGGUCCAGCCCAAGAAGACUGGUCGAUACUUAGUCACGAUUACAUCAUAAGCAAAGUUCUUAGCUUUUACCCACAGCAUACUCAGUUCUUUAAAUUUAAUAUCUCCUUUUUUCUGACUUUUCUACCAAAAGGCGUGUGGCAUUCUCUUUAUAUUUUUAUUCUUAUCUGAUACUGAGUGUUUCUACUUAGUAUUUAUUAAUAUUUUCUAUUAUUUAUUAGCUUUUGAUGUUAAAAACAAGCCAAAACUUGAUGGCAUUGUAUAAGAAGUUAUAUUUUAUCAGCAUUUAAAUAUUUGUUUUUAAAACAAAUAUUGAACUUACUAUAAGCCAGUUCGUUAAACUAAAUAACUUUGUUACUAUAAACCAUAUGCCUUUGGGGACCUCAGAAAAUCAGUUUGUACUUUGGUUUUGUUUGCGACAAGAGCAGUUUCACGUAGCUUGGGCUAGCCUUGGACUCUCUUUUUGCUUCCACACCCCACAUGUUCGGAUCACAGGUGUGCCACUUUGCGUGGUAAUAAUCAGCUCAUUUUAAAAAUAAUUUAUGAUACAACAGUGGGUGUUUGCAUUUUAAGAAUUUCUCUAUUGUAAUUAUUGAACUUAAUUACUAUUUUAGUUUUUCUUAUGUCUGUGAGCUGCCACCUGGGUGCUGGGCAUUGAACCGGGGUCUCUGCAAGAGCAGC